This is a messenger RNA of Moesziomyces aphidis, 1950 nucleotides long. Lineage: Eukaryota; Fungi; Basidiomycota; Ustilaginomycetes; Ustilaginales; Ustilaginaceae. The record is from the annotation of a GenBank genome assembly.
AUGUCGGAACCUUCGACGCCUCGGCGUGCUGCAUCUGGCAGUUCUCGGAGCACCACUACACCUGCCACCCCGUCUACACCGCCGGGCACGCCUGGCGUUGCGUUCGUCGCCGACGACAUGGACGAUCCCACCUCCACCCCCUCGCGCGCUCCCACGUCGGGCGGCGCGGGCGGCGCAGGCGGCGCAGGCGACGACUCGGACAACGAAGACGAGGUUCCCGACUACCUCCGCCUUCUUUCUUCAUUGCAGCCGCGCUCCAAGUCCUCCUCGGGCAUCGUCAUCCCCAAACGCGGCGAGAAGGACUUUGAACCUACGGGCUUCGGUGGCCAGUCCAAGCUGCUCGAGCGCAGUCGCCAAGCCAUGUACCAGGCCGUGUCGGGCUCGCGCACGGUUGGGUCUCGCUCGCUCGUCCGUGCCACUUGGAAUCCGCGCAGCCGCCGUGCGCGCAUCCACGACGUGCAGGGCAAGAUCUUCGAGACGGUCGGCGUGAUUCGUCGCACGCCCACCACCGACUCGACAGGCAAGACCGUCACGCAGGCGACCAACGAGUUGCUGCCGGAAGAGGCGCUCUUUCUGGCCGAGCGCGGCAGCCUACAGAUCUACACGCAAGCAGAGGACUCGGAUGCUCUGGCACCCAUGUCGCUGCAGCAGGCAUUCGCAGCGCUCAUGCUCGCCUCGGACGAGGCGGCCGACGAGCCAUUGACGCGCGAGGCGUAUCUGAUCUAUGCGCAUCUCAAGCGGCUCGGGUACGUGGUUCAGCGCGCGAGCAUCGUGGAUGCCGUGCGUGCCGCUCCCAUCCCGCCGAGCAAGGCAAGAGCGCAGGGCAUCGUUGCAGACCCGCAACGCCCCAUCAAGCUCGUCACGCUCUGGGAUGUGUUGCUGUACGUGCCGCGGCGCAUUGCGCAGCUGGGUGCCGAUGCGGCACGUGCCGUCGCACGAUGGAUGCAGCAUGCAUGGCGCAACACCAUCGGCCGAGUGCUGGCACUGAUCGGCGCGCGGUUUGCACGCAUCGCAACCAGUGGCUCCCGCAAGCCAGGUGCGGUGGGGCUGUCGCUCGGCCUUGGCGGCUACGACGACGUACGCCGCUUCCUACCUCACCAAGCGUCGUGGACCAGCUACGACGACGUGUUCACCUCGAUGCAAAUGGUACCCUCUGGUCACGACUUUUCGCUCCCUCUCACAUCCACCCCCACAGCCGCCGCGGGGGAGGGGGAGGCGGGGUUGAAGCCUUUCUACUACGCGUGGCGGCCAGCCACGGUGUAUCGCAAGUCGCACCCGCCGGCGCCCGAGUUCCGCAUCGUGAUUCUCAACGCACGCACUACGCCGCUUCCGAGCGUAUGGCAAUUCGGCGAGGUGUUUGCGCACAUCCCGAUGCCCGGAUCGGACGCCGAGCUCAUCGCAUCUCUGCCCUCGCAAGGCGAAAUGGGCCAGGAGGAGUUCAAGCAGCGCGUCGAGUACGAGAAGCAGCUCAAGGCGGCCAACGACGCCAAGAACCGCGCCGCAUACGGCAAGUUUAGCGAGGGCAAGCAGAAGCAUCUGCGCGAAAAGGCGGCUGCGCGCCAGGCGGCCGCCGCGAACAGGGCCGCUUCCAACGCCGCCAACCAAGGUCGCCUCGCCGCGAUGCUGCAUACACUCACCCGCACCGCCGCAGCAAGGUGGCUGUGGAGGCUGCUCAAGCUGGAUUACGAGGUGCUGCGCAUGUGGGCGAGACUCUUCCGACACUGUCCUCCCGGAUGCUGGAGCGACAAGGCGCGGUAUCAGGCGCGACGCCCACAGCAGCGCAACAACGCUGGCGCCAACGUCUUCCCCCCGCUCAAGGCGGGCCGACGAUCCGUGGUGCUCGCCAUCGUGGAUGGAAGCAUCACCACGCUCUUGCGGUUCGGCGAAUCCGAGUUCGCCCAUUGGAGGCUCUUUGGCGACGCCGCACCGGCCAUCACGCAGUUUGCCUAG